UCCCUCCCUUUCUCCUCUUUGCUUGCUUGCUCUCUCUGCAAAUGGCAACACAGAGCACACAACUGCUCGUCUCUGUCUCUCUUCCCUCACCAACGUCGAUACCAAUGAAAAUGAAACCAUAAAAUAUGCUAGAGAAAUUAAAAUAAAUAAAUAAAAUCCUCAGUUUCUUCCCCUUCUCCUGCCCCUCCCCAAACUCCAAAAGCUGCAGGCCACGGGCGGCCAAAAAGCAUAUGCCCGCACAGUCCCUUUCCACUGACUGUCUUUUUCUUGUUCAGUUCCUUGGUUUCUUCGACGAUGGAGCAAUACUCCGCAUUGAGAUUGGAGACCUGAGGCAUUGGCCCCGACUACCCAAGCUCACCAGGGAGAAGCGGUCUCAUGGGGUGCGUUCAGGGUAGGCCCGAAUCCAUGAACUCACCGCCAAAGGGGUUAGACAAGCUAAAGCAAGAGAACGGCUACAUCACUAGGCGUGGCUCCGGAAACAUGGACCCCCGGAGAUCUACUGGCCAGAGGCACCUCCAGGAGGGCCCCACUGGAAGGCGGCAGCCGCUGAUCCCUAGGGGCAAAGGAGGUGGUGGUGGCAGUGGCGGCGGCGGCGGAGGAAGGUUUGGUGGAGCAGAGGUGGAGAGAGCUGGCAAUGGGAGCAGUGGCGAUGUUUUUGGGUUGGGUCGGGGAGAAGAGGAGACCGUCGAUGGGUGGCCGAAGUGGCUUGUCAAUAACGUUCCGAGGCAUGUCCUCAAAGGGUUGGUCCCUAAGAGUGCAGAUUCCUACGAUAAGAUCGACAAGGUAGGCCAGGGGACUUACAGCAACGUGUACAAGGCUCGUGAUCGAGAAACCGGGAAGCUCGUCGCCCUUAAGAAGGUCCGAUUUGACACAUCUGAGCCUGAGAGCAUCAAAUUCAUGGCGCGGGAGAUUAUGAUUCUGAGGGAGUUGGAUCACCCAAAUGUAGUAAAGCUCGAAGGUUUGGCGACUUCGAGAAUGCAGUACAGCCUGUACCUAGUUUUUGAAUACAUGGUGUCGGAUCUCCAGAGGAUCAUUACACGCCCCGAUGAACGAUUGACUGAACCUCAGAUCAAGCGGUACAUGCAUCAGUUGUUAUCCGGAUUGCAGCAUUGCCAUGAAAAAGGAAUAUUACAUAGGGACAUAAAGGGAUCCAACCUUCUGAUAGAUAAGACUGGGACGCUGAAGAUUGGAGAUUUCGGGCUUGCAAACUAUUAUAAACCUAGAGAAAGGCGGCCUCUCACGAACAGAGUGGUCACCCUGUGGUACAGAGCGCCCGAGCUGUUGCUAGGCGCUACCGAUUAUGGAGCUGGCAUUGAUCUCUGGAGCGCCGGUUGCCUCCUCGCAGAAAUGUUGGCUGGGAGGCCUAUUUUGCCGGGUAGGACAGAGGUUGAGCAAAUUCACCGGAUCUUUAAGCUCUGCGGGACGCCACCCGAGGACUAUUGGAAGAAAAUGAAGCUCCCUACGACCUUCCGACCCCGGCAGACAUACAAGUCAAGUAUUGUGGUGUCCUUCAGUGAUUUUCCCAAUACGUCCAUCGCUCUUCUGAACUCUCUUCUUGCGUUAGAUCCUGCCGCCCGUGGCAGUGCCUCAUCAGCUCUCGAGCACGAAUACUUUCAUACGAGGCCAUUACCAUGUGAUCCUUCUGAGCUGCCCAUCGUCCACCAACCAGAGGAUGAAUUAGCUUUCCUUAACGAGCAGAAGAUGCGUCGCCGCUUAAAAGCAAAACGCCGGGCUCGGUUACAACGAGAGCGCAAGAAGAAAGAUCUCGAGACGGAAAAACCAACUGCAGACAAUGAACCGAAGCAAAAGCAGGAGGAAGAGCCAGCACAGAAAGUAGAACAAACACAAGAACCCGGAAGCAGCAUGAGUAGUAACAUAUCAGGUCUAAAGCCGAAUCAACCCGUACUAAUCGCGCCGCCUUUUAUACCAUCUCCGGAUGUGCCUGUUAACAAGACUGUGUACCCAUCUGGCGGAUCACCUAGUGGCAGUAGAAAGAAUAAUCUACCCCUGCCGCCCUCCAUUUCCAGUUCCACUCGGUACAUCAGAGAGAAGGAUGCCAUGUACAGAUUAAACCAGGUCAACAGGUCCGCUUCCACGAGAGAGUUUCGGAGACCAAAUCAAAGGAAACAUUUAGAGCGAUACGCCCUCGAGGACUAGGAAUCAUGAGGUCUCGUUCGCAGUUUUCUUAGUGAUGUUGGAUUAUACUUGUCUCGCUACCGGAUUCUACGCUUUCCUCAUCUGCUGUCGGGUUCUCCCGACCAAAUCAUUCCCGUAAAUAAUACACAAUUCCCUAUUGUUUUCACUUGUACCAUGAAUGAAAAGAUCAUCAAAGUAUUGUUUCUUUUGUAUUUAGCAUGUCAAUCCAAAGAUUCCAACCUAUACUGAGUCUAAAAAGAUUCUUUCAGACAGCGCAAGCCAUAGCCAUUGAUUGAUGCGAGUUGAAUGUAAAACCAACUUCAUCAGCCUGGAAGAUGAUU
Punica granatum (pomegranate) is the source of this 2477-nucleotide messenger RNA. NCBI's taxonomy places the organism in Eukaryota, Viridiplantae, Streptophyta, Magnoliopsida, Myrtales, Lythraceae. The record is from RefSeq and is a predicted model, not a curated record.